Spodoptera littoralis (African cotton leafworm) is the source of this 330-nucleotide messenger RNA. The record is from the annotation of a GenBank genome assembly. Lineage: Eukaryota; Metazoa; Arthropoda; Insecta; Lepidoptera; Noctuidae.
AUGGGAAUAUCAUGGAGGCAAUUUAUUACGAAUGAUCAACAAGUAGCUGGGGAAGUUCGGGCCACAGACGGAAAGCAAAGAAUGAAUGCGAGUGCCUCCGAAUUGAAACGAACACCGAUAAAGGACCCUCCGAGUGUCGGCGGCUUGCACGCUCGGAACGCACGCCGCGCCGCCGCCGCUGUCGAAACACUCCAAUCCUCCCGUACAAUCCGAAAAAGCGAACGCACACAAAUGACACGAGGGAAUCCCUCCCGGCUAGACAGAAUUAUCUCGGCCUCUCUAUUUCCGUUUCGCGUACUAUUGAAAUCGCUUCUCACUCGCACGCCAUGA